Molecule: messenger RNA, 2469 nt
Organism: Suillus fuscotomentosus
Lineage: Eukaryota; Fungi; Basidiomycota; Agaricomycetes; Boletales; Suillaceae
Exons: 7
Coding region: 75-2276 (733 amino acids)
Biological process (GO): rescue of stalled cytosolic ribosome; protein ubiquitination
Molecular function (GO): ubiquitin protein ligase activity; ribosome binding
Source: RefSeq, a predicted model, not a curated record
GUUUCGUGGAGCAAGCCAGUUACUCAGCGCAACCCUUGCAUCCUUCUCUAAUCUUCAAUCCUUCUCAUACAAUCAUGUCUGCAGAAACUGCUAGCCAGCCUCAGAUCCAGAUUCAGACUUCUCCAUCAGCCAGGCGUGGCAAACGAGGCGGACACAGAGGCCAGGGCGGUCAACACGGAGGCGGUGGUAAAUCCCGAGGCCGCAAGGAUCCAAGUGCAGCCACACCAGCCAACCCCGUUCUUACUCAGCCAACUCAGAGCGAAGUCGCGCCUGCUCCAGAAGCCACAGAAGUAUGCUGGAUCUGCGCAGAGCCCGUCAAAUACUACUCAGUAUCAGCGUGCAACCACCGGACAUGUCAUGUCUGUGCUCUACGCUUAAGAGCACUUUAUAAGAAGCUGGAUUGUACAUUUUGCAAGGAACCUCAAACGACAGUGAUAUUCACGACUUCCCCCGAUGCGCUUUUUUCUUCUUACACCCCCGACAUGAUCCCGCAUAAAGACUCCAAGUUAUUAAUCUAUUUCGAGUCCACUGAUAUGAUGGAAGAGACGCUUAUUCUUCUACGCUUCAAUUGUCCUGACUCGCAGUGCGAUUAUACCGCGACUGGAUGGGGUGAUCUUAAAUUACACGUCCGGGGUACGCACGGAAAGAUGAUGUGUGACCUGUGUAUCCGAUUCAAGAAAGUUUUCAGUCACGAGCAUGCUUUGUAUUUCCCCAACGUUCUACCUUUACACUUGCCGUCUAUGCCGCAUCGGUCUCAUAAACAAGUGACAAAAGAGCCGAUUGAAGGCGGCGUACAUCCAUUAUGCAGCUUCUGCAAAGAAUGUUUUUUCAGUGAUGAUGAGUUGUAUGUUCAUAUGCGCGAACGACACGAGGAGUGCUUCAUUUGCAAACGGAAUGAAAUACGAGAUCAAUACUUUCAAGAUUAUGAGGCCCUUGAACAACAUUUUAAUCAAGGGCAUUUUGCGUGUUCAAAACCUGCCUGUCAGGCUCAAAAAUUUGUGGUGUUUGGAUCUGCGAUCGAUCUCAAGGCGCAUCAGGUCGAAGUGCACGGAGCAGAGAUGACUUCAAGAGAUAAGAAGAAUACUCAGCGAGUUGAGGCAGAGUUUGAAUUUGGGGAUGCUGGUGGUGGGCGUAGGGGGAGACGGGACCGGGAACGAGAUCGAGAUCGAGAACAUGAGCCGCCACCUGCUGCGCAGCCUAGGGCAGUGGCAAGACGCAGGGAAGCAUUCGGUGGCCAUCUGACUACUACCAGUUCUCCUGCGCCUAAUGGAGCGCAAACGCCGCAAUCGGCUGGACCUAGCCGACGAGCUUCGCCAUCCCCACAGCGAAACGGGGAAGACGUCGAUCCCGUUGUAGCUCAGCGUCAUGCGGCAUUCAUUUCAAGGUUACAAUCUGUUGCGCCAAACCCUACCACUGCCGUGCUCGCUGCUAAAGCUGCUGUCCGAGGAUUCCGAUUCAACGAAUCUACCGCCCGUGAUCUCAUCUCGACAAUAUGGAACGUUCUUGACAGGAAUUUAGAUGACACUGCGGGUAUUGUCAAUGCUAUCGUCGACUUAUUUGACGAAGAAGAGAAAAAGUCUAAUCUGCUCUCCUCUUGGAACGGAUUCAAAAUCGAGCAACGUCAGCAGUUUCCUGAUCUAGUACCUCAGGAAGUAGGGUCAGGCUAUGCUGGUAUCGCAUCCGGUCGCGUCUUAAACGUCAAGCAUGCUACCGCCGUGCGAUCUUCGUCACAAUCUUCGAGACAAGUGUGGGAUCGUGUUGCACAGGCGGCUGGAUCUUCCUCAUCUCGCAUUGGCUCCGCUCCUACUCCGAUACCACGACCGCCAGAUAGUUUCCCGGUUCUGACAGGUCCCUCUCAGCCGCAGCCUGCGUUCCGUCAACAACAGCGGAACACCCCGUGGGCUUCUGGAUCUGGAUCUUCUAGCACAGGUUCCCGAGCACCGAAAUCGGUACAAACUCCUGUAAUACAGCAACGCGCUGUUGCGAAGAAAGGUCCGCCGCCACCGUCGCUUACAUCUGCUGCUUUUCCAGUGUUGCCUUCGUCUGGCAACUCUCGUAUGAAACCACUAGUCAGCGGGAAUCAGUCUCUACGAAACAUUCUUGGUGAAACUGCUCCGACCGUUGCUGCUUGGAAAAGCAAUGGUACGGCAAGCGGGGGCGGUACUCUGAUACCGGAAGAACAGAAUGUUGCUGAAGAGACUGCUAGUGGAAAGGGAAAGAAGGGAAAGGGGAAGCAGAAGCAGACCCUGUUCACUCUCGGUUCUUUCCCAACAUAAGCAGAGGUGUCAUCGUGCCUCCCUAUUGCAUUCAUUCAUGCUGACGGACUGGGAUAGACGUAUAGAUAUGCCAAUAAUGAAAAUCUCUUGACGAGUCUACUAGAAUCCCCGCAAAACCGGUGCUAUUCGUCGCCUGGAAUCCGCCAGAAAUCCGUGUUUCAUGUGAGCGUGCAUCGUGAUGCUAAGUGCAAAU